Messenger RNA from Gossypium arboreum, 619 nucleotides. RefSeq lists its product as uncharacterized. NCBI's taxonomy places the organism in Eukaryota, Viridiplantae, Streptophyta, Magnoliopsida, Malvales, Malvaceae. The coding region runs from base 78 to 401 and encodes 107 amino acids. The record is from RefSeq and is a predicted model, not a curated record. The transcript has 2 exons.
AUCACAACUAACGAACUCCACAGUUCUUUCAGCUUUUCCUUUGUGUUCAUUUUCCAGAAUCUUUGUGUCAUACUCUUAUGGAUAAUCAAGAUGUGAUUAUGGCUAUGGCUGUGGAAGCUGCGUCGGAAUGGAACAGAAGGGAGAAAAGGAAGAUGAGAAAGUUGCAAAGGGCUGUUCGAGAGAAGGGUAGGGAGCGUGCGUCGCUUAAGAGAAAGAAGGAGGACAUGGUUGCUAAGGAAGCCGCCAAGCAAAAAGUUGUUGAUGAGUUCAUGCCUUUCUUUGUUGCAAUUGCGAAUAACGACAUGGAGACUGCCCAGAAUUUUGAUGAGACAGCUAUGAUGAAUACUAUUCGCACUACGUUGAACGAUGGCGAAGGUCACGCCGGCCACAAUGCCAAUUAAAAAGAAGCAUGAAGGAAAGCAAAUUUAGAACUAGUUUCUUAAUUUGCAUGAAAAACCAGUGGCUUAUGGAUGUUUUGUUUAUUUUGGGAGUUCAGCACUGUUUGAUGUUUCUACGCUUUUUUUGGUCUCUUCUAUGUUUUUUUUUUGUGGUCAUAAUUUUGUCUCUUCAAUAUUGUAGUUCUCGAAACAAGAGACUAAAUAAAAUAACAUUCUGAAAA